Molecule: messenger RNA, 2382 nt
Organism: Mytilinidion resinicola
Lineage: Eukaryota; Fungi; Ascomycota; Dothideomycetes; Mytilinidiales; Mytilinidiaceae
Exons: 1
Coding region: 239-2281 (680 amino acids)
Source: RefSeq, a predicted model, not a curated record
CGAGGGUUCCGGCAAAAUGUCCCGCUACCACAUUACACGCCUACGCCACGUCUUCUCACCUCGAGAUGCACCUUGAAUACCUUUCUACACCUAUCUUACCUAUCCCUAAUAACCCUUCUAUACUUCCUGCACUGAGCGGUAGCUCUUCCGCCCUACCGUCUGACCGAUGAGUACUGCGCGGUCACCUUCGCCCAGCAGAUCCUCCCCUCAGCAUGUCUCAACCCUGAGAUCUAUAUUCAUGAAGUCUCCAGAUCAUGCAAUAUCAUCCUGGCGCUUCCUCCAAUUCCUCGCCUUCGCAUCCGCCAUUGUCACCCUCACUGGGCUCACCUGGUUCUUCGGCGGAGGGUCCACCCACUUCUCCCUCUCGAAACCCUCCCUUCCACACCUGCCUACCGAAACCUCAGGACACCCGAUCGACAGGCUCAUUGCUUCAGCGGAGGAAUCAUUUCAGGAUACAUUAGCACGGCAAACCAAGAGCUUGAAUGAGGCAGCAGCAGUUUACAGGACCCGGCGCGGCCGUCAUCCUCCUCCGGGCUUCGAUGCUUGGUACAAAUUCGCGACCGACCGCGAUGCGGUUCUCGUGGAGGAUUUCUUUGACCGGAUAUACGAUGAUUUAGGCCCGUUCUGGGGGAUCGAUCCGCGACGAAUUCGUAAACAGGCGCAUGCGGCCGAGCAGGUGGUGAUGAUUAGGAAUUUCACAACAAGUCAGAAGACCGACACAGAUAGACCGUGGAUGAACUUAUGGGAGGACCUGAUAAAGACGGUGGCGCAUUCAUUACCGGAUGUGGAUAUACCGAUCAAUGUCAUGGACGAGAGUAGGCUACUCGUGCCAUGGGAGACGAUCAACGAAUACAUGAGCGACGCCCACAAGACCAUGCUCCCAGUCGAAGCUGUCGUGGGGGAGUAUCAAGGUAUGGAACACUUCCGAGAUAACACCACAUUCGAUUGGCAAUGGCUCGGUCCCCGAGUAACAGAGCCUGCAUCGAGCCAAGGCCCGCGGUCAUACUGGUCUCUUGUCCGACCUGCCUGUCCUCCAGAUUCACCCGUGAGAAACACCCCCCUGUUUCAAGACAUCUGGACCAAGGAAUAUCAUCCAAAGCCCGAGCAUGCGGCCGCUCAGCUCCUCCAUCUCACAUUCCCAGGAUCGUCCCAUCGUGGCUACGUUCAGAACUGGACGGAAGCCACCGACCCGUGUCAGCAUCCGCACCUCCAAGGCCUCCAUGGCAAUUUUGUCGAGCCUCUGUCUAUGAAAACCUCGCAGAAGCUCUUUCCCCUCUUUGGUGGCUCCAAGCUUCCAAUGAACAACGAGAUUCUCCUCCCGGCUGCUAUGUACUGGAGUGACGACCCGCUCUACUCCGGCGGCGACUCCAACGGUGGCGAUUGGGGAUCGAAGAACAACUCCAUCAUGUGGCGCGGCGCUGCAACCGGCGGCCGUAACAGAAAGGAGACAUGGCAGCGCUUCCACCGGCACCGCUUUGUGUCCAUGCUCAAUGGCUCCCAGGUUGCCGCCGCAGAACUAACCCUCAAUCAACUCGCCGAUAAUGUUGCCGGUAUCGGACCUGGAGGGAAUAUGCGCCUUGCCCCAUCAAAUCCCUAUAACCUGCACCACCAAACAUCCGGCACCCUGGGCUCGUACAUGGCCGAUCUCACGGACGCGAGUUUCUACGACCUCCUCUGCAGCCCAGCUGAUGCUGACUACGACCGAGAGUUCUACGCUGUAACAAAGCGCGUUCCAAUGGCCGAUAUGUACGAGUAUAAGUACCUACCAGAUAUCGACGGGAACAGCUUUAGUGGGCGGUAUAGAGGCUUUUUGCGCAGUUCCAGCUUGCCAAUCAAGGCGACGGUAUAUGCGGAGUGGCAUGAUAGUCGCCUCAUGCCGUGGGUACAUUUUGUACCCAUGGACAAUACCUUUAUCGACUUCUAUGGGAUCGUAGAGUACUUCCUAGGCGAAGAGCCGGAUCUAUCUCGGCCCGAAGAGCCAACGCCAUCUGAAGCGCCGGGGCCGGAGUCCUCGGUGUCUAGUGAUGGCGGAGAGAAGAAACCAGACGGGGAAGAGAGGAAGAAGGCAGAGAAGCGCCGCCCACCAAUAAUACAAAACAAGAAGAACGGCCAUGAUGCCGCGGCCAAGAAGAUCGCGCUGGCGGGACAGGAAUGGGCGGAGAAGGUACUCAGGAGAGAGGACAUGCAGAUUUAUGUGUUUAGGCUCUUGUUGGAGUAUGCCAGGGUCUGUGAUGAGCGGAGGGAGAGACUGGGGUGGGUGCAGGAUUUGAAGAAAGGAUGAAUGGUAUGUAUGGUACAUGCAUCGAAGCCUUCCAUCCAUUCACAGAUACCCUAUAAGAAGAGAACCUUGUUCAUUCAACUAUUAUUAUGAUACCCUUCCCG